Mycetomoellerius zeteki is the source of this 2298-nucleotide messenger RNA. Its product is annotated as transmembrane protein 120 homolog. The transcript is spliced from 6 exons. The record is from RefSeq and is a predicted model, not a curated record. Lineage: Eukaryota; Metazoa; Arthropoda; Insecta; Hymenoptera; Formicidae. Gene Ontology annotation, cellular component: membrane. The coding region runs from base 881 to 1942 and encodes 353 amino acids.
UAAUAUAUUUCACGCUCGGUCGAUCCCAAGAUCCACUUUCUUCGCCAAGCUUCCGCGCUUUUUUCUCGACGACCGUUCUCCAGCGGGAGGAAAUCGUGAUUCAAAGCUUAGUUCACGAAGUAUAAGUCGAUAUCUUCCGUCUCGAUCGGAGUAUCGAUAUCGGCCGCGACGGGCGCGAACCGCGCGACCUCUUCCCCAUCUUUUCGUCCGUUUGUGGCCCGUUUUGGAGGCUCGGCAAUUGUCGGCAUCGUCGGCGAUCCAAAUAAUCCUCGCGCGCGUUUAGCGGCGCGCGGUGCGACACUUUUGGAUGCGUUGGUCUUCGCACCGGUCAGCACCGCGGUGUUAUCGAGUCAUUAUCGGGCAACGAGGUAUAGCUCGAUCUAUCCGUCGGAUAUUGGCUACUCUCGUCUUCUCUGGCCUUCUCGCUCCGAGUUGUUCCGCGGCGGACUUCAGUUGGCAUUCCGUCCGCCGCUUGUAGGUCGACGUAAGCGGACGUAGACACUCGUAGGAGUCAUAGGUAACCGAGGAACGACGACGUCGUCUACUCGUGGAGCUGCACUGUGCUGCACCCUGCUGUACCCUUCUUUUUUUUUUCUUUCUCUGAUACGUGUUCACCACCGCGUGUCCUGAGACUCCUGGGGUGCAAAAAGUGCGAGCGAGUCGAUGAAAAAGAGUCCCCUCCUAAGAAGCUUCUUGGACUGUAAGAUUACUGAGCUACCGUUUAACAGCUGAAAUCGGCGAGCUGAAGAAGAAGAGAGAUCGGACAAACCCACCUGUGAUCUCCCUAAGAUCUCCCUUUCGGAAAUUCAGGCCUUUUAAGAUCUCCCUACAUCCUGCGAUCCCAACGAACGUCGUCAUAUUUCUUUCCCUCCUCGACGCGAUGGAUAUCGACGCCGACACCUGUUUCAAGGAAUGGAACGAUUUGGCGCAGGACUACAAAGAACUCGAGGUACUAAAUAGGGAGUAUCUUUUGAAAUUAGAAGAAAUUGGCGAGCUGCAAGCAAAAUGUGUCAAAGGUAUUUCCCAUCAGAAAUAUCGGAUGGGUGUGAUAUCCAAGUCCUUAAAACAGCUAAAUACAAAAGAAAUGCGAGAAUUACAAAAAUCUAUGAUGAGGAGAGAACAGCAGCUCAGGGAGAUUGAGCAAACGUUACCUAAGUCAAACGGCAUUUACUUACAAAUUAUUCUAGGCAGUGUUAAUGUGUCAAUAUUAAAUAAAAGUGACAAAUUCAAGUAUAAAGACGAAUAUGAGAAAUUCAAAUUAGUACUGUCGGUAAUUGGAUUCGUAUUAUCUGUAUUAAAUCUGUUUACCAGUUCCAGAACCUUAGAACUUAGUUUUAUGUUUCUUCUCGUUUGGUACUAUUGUACGUUAACGAUAAGAGAAAGUAUACUCAAGGUAAAUGGAUCAAGAAUUAAAGGAUGGUGGAGAUUCCAUCAUUUUCUCUCGACAGUGGUAUCUGGUGUUCUACUAGUCUGGCCGAACACUGGACCGUGGUAUCAGUUUCGUAGCCAGUUCAUGUGGUUCAAUGUGUAUAUCAGUGUAGUCCAGUACUUGCAAUUUCGGUACCAACGUGGCGUUUUGUACCGGUUAAAAGCACUGGGAGAGAGGGAUAAUAUGGAUAUCACCAUUGAGGGAUUUCAUUCGUGGAUGUGGCGCGGUCUCUCAUUUCUGCUGCCGUUCCUCUUCGCUGGUUAUUUGUUUCAGCUUUAUAACGCAUAUACGUUAUACGAACUAGCGUACCAUCCAGACGCGACAUGGCACGUACCAGUGCUUAGCGCCAUGUUCCUCGUACUAUUUUUGGGUAAUACCACCACCACCAUCAUGGUAAUUCCACAGAAACUCGUCAAGGAUCGCGUUAAGGAUCAACUGUUCGCUUUUAAACCCGAUCGCAGGAAAGAGGGAAGAACACGAGAUAAGGACAAUAAAGAUGAAAAGAGUGAGUGAAGGAAGAAUUUCGAGUACUUCCAGUUGAUGAAAAGUUCGACUUAAUUACAUGGAAAAUAAAUUGGAGGAAAAAAUUGCAAAAACAAGAUGAAUACGCUACGAAAUGGUGUUGGUGUUGGCUCUAAGAUAUAACAAACAGUACUUUGUUGCGUUUAGCAAUGGAAGUAAUAACACAUACACAUACACGCAUACACGAUGUGAGUAACUUUGAUCACAAAUGAAGAAGUUUCCGUGUAUUUUUAUUUUUACUUUAUUCUUGGAUGAAAAGCCAACAAUAGGCUACUCAACGAAUUUGACGAGUUAGUUUUUUAUAUGAGAAAAUGUAUAAAAAAUAUUGUUUUCUUUUUUAUUUUUCA